ACCACCUAUUCUUCAAGAGCACUUUAGUAAAGGGAAGGAAAGAACAAUCAUUUUUAAAACAUUUCUUUUUAUCUUAAUGGAUCCGCGGACACACAUCAGAUCCAACUCGACCCGAAUCGGCCGACAGUAAGUAGUACUCAGUAUUCCGUAGUUUCACCAGUGACCAGUCAGAGAUCAUCGGAGCAAUCUCUGUUCUUCCAAUCCAGAAACGUGUAAAGAUUUAGUUGUUCACAAGUAAGAUAUGGAUUCAUCAACUGCGUUAUACAAUCAGCUUAAGGGAGCACAACCAUUCUUUGUGUUAGCUGGUCCCAAUGUGAUUGAAUCUGAAGAACAUAUUUUACAUAUGGCCAAACAAAUCAAGGCUAUCACUUCAAAACUUGGAUUGCCAUUAGUUUUUAAGUCAAGCUUUGACAAAGCUAACAGAACCUCAUCAAAGUCUUUUCGUGGGCCUGGAUUAGCUGAGGGAUUAAAGAUCCUUGAAAAGGUCAAAGUCACAUAUGACUUGCCCAUAGUGACUGAUGUACAUGAAUCUAGCCAGUGUGAAGCCGUUGCCAGGGUUGCAGAUAUAAUUCAAAUUCCAGCAUUUUUAUGUCGACAGACUGAUCUCCUAGUUGCAGCUGCUAAGACUGGCAAAAUUGUAAAUAUUAAGAAAGGCCAGUUUUGUGCUUCCUCUGUGAUGACCAACUCAUCAGAAAAAGUCAGAUUGGCUGGAAAUCAAAAUGUUAUGGUUUGUGAGAGAGGAACCAUGUUUGGUUACAAUGAUUUAAUCGUUGAUCCACGCAACUUUGAGUGGCUUCGAGAAGCUAAUUGUCCUGUAGUAGCGGAUGUGACACAUGCGUUGCAACAACCUGCUGGGAAAAAGCUGGAAGGUGGUGGUGUUGCAAGUGGAGGUCUCCGGGAACUAAUACCCUGUGUUGCAAGGACAGCUGUCGCUGUGGGAGUGGAUGGGCUUUUUAUGGAGGUGCAUGAUGACCCGCUUAAUGCUCCGGUUGAUGGUCCAACACAAUGGCCUCUGCGACAUUUGGAGGAGCUUCUAGAAGAGCUUGUGGCAAUUGCUAGGGUUACCAAAGGGAAGCACAAGUAUGAUAUUGACCUUACUCCAUAUCGAGAAUCUGUUGACUUUCUGGUGGCUUCAAGAGAUUUCUGGCAAGUUUCUUUGAGCUUCUCUUCCUCUCGUUCUUUGUCCCACAGUGAUGGCAGUGGACCAAGCAAUUUCUGGUGGCUUCAAAAGAUUUUUGACGACUUUUCGGUGGCUUCAAGAGAAUCCGUCGACUUUCCGGUGGCUUCAAGAGAUUUCCGCCGACCUCAAGCGAUUUUCCGGCGAGAGAGGCAACAAUUCUGCCGACUUCAGGUGAUCUCGGUGACGUUUCAAACUCUUUCCGGCGAUGUUUCACGUUUCAGACGACAAUUUUUGGCGAGGUUUUAUAUUUCAGGUGGUUUCCAGUGA
Messenger RNA from Lactuca saligna, 1447 nucleotides. The record is from the annotation of a GenBank genome assembly. Lineage: Eukaryota; Viridiplantae; Streptophyta; Magnoliopsida; Asterales; Asteraceae.